AUAUAAAAUUGAGAAUAAGGAAAAUCCCAACAAUUCUGUCACAAUGAAAUGCGAUUUUAAUUGUAAUCAUGUGCAUUCUCAACUUAAAUUGCCAAAACCCGAUGCCAUCAAAGGCAUGGAAUCUUGCACUCCUGCACACACGGAAGACUCUUGUAAAGACUGUGUUAAAGAAUAUCAAAGAUUAUCGUAUCGAGGAUUUCAAAAUGCGAACCCAAGAAUCGUGGAACUUAAAGCCGAAGGCAGGCCGGUGAAUAACAAGGAAAAUCAUCACAAAGCAGUAAUAGAAGAGACUAGCAUUGUCUAUGAAGAAAAUGACAGACUUUUUGAAGAUAGUGGCUACUCUUCAUUCUCUCACCAGAGCAUCUUAAGUGAACAUGAAUACAGCGAUUUAUUGCUGAAAGGAAAUCUCUGUGUCAGCCCCAAACCUCGCCACUUAGAGGAGCAAGCAGAACCUGCAGAACCUACAGAACAUCUUCCAAAUAAAAAUCUGUUGCCUGUCUGUCAUUUUGAGGAAGUGGUUUGUUCUACCUUAAAAAGGAACAGCAGCAGAAACCCAAGAGUAGACUGGGAUACAGUAGAGAGGGUAGUUUCUCAUGGAAACUUCGGACUGCAGAACAUAAUCGGCCGGAAAAUGGGUCUAGACCAACUGGAUGUUCUUGGCGAGCUCUUCCAAAGGGGACUCAAACAUCUCUUAGCAAGCAUUUUAAAACAUCUGAAUGAGAUGGACUUGAUAAAUGUGGCUAAAGUCAGCACAACGUGGAAGAAGAUCUUAGAAGAUGAUCGAGAGGCAUUCCAGGUGUAUAAUAAAGCAGUAAAGAAAAUGAUUGAAAAUAACACUAAACUCUCCGCACACGCUUCAACUAGAGAAUAUAUUCUCUUGAGAACAGCACUCGCCUCGGUUCAGAAAGCCACACUUCCUAGUUCAUUCAAAAAGCCACCCCGAGCCAAAGCAUCCAGCCAGAGUAAUCAGAAUGGUUCCACUUAUAGCCGACAUGUGGAGUUUUCUGAGAUUGCCAAAACCUUGAAAAAGAAUGAGAGCCUGAGACCCUGCCAUCGUUGCGGCUCACCUGCCAAAGUUGACUCCUACCUUGACAGGGCCACGUGUAGCAGGGAAAGCUGUGGCUUUGAUUUUUGUACAAAGUGUUUAUGCAGCUACCAUAUCACCAAAGACUGUAAUACCACUAGCAAGCUCCUAAAAGCAAACUCCAAAACAGGACCACUUCCAGGUAGCAAAAAAAGUAAAAAGAAUUUACGGAGGUUGUGAUGUUUUGUGAUGCUGGGACUACUGGGCCAUGAAGUUUCACUUGGAGUGAGAGUUACACUAAGAAGCCAUCAAGUGAUCCUUGCUUUGGGUUGUUUUUUUUUAAUAGGGACAUUGAAUGUAUUUUAAUCAUUUUUUUCAAUUUUACAUAAAGGGAAAAAAAAUCAAUGUUUUAAAAUCCCCAACUGGAACAUGGCAACUUUAAAGUAUUUUGUUAUUUUAUAGGGUUGAUAGAAGAACAUUGUUGGAAAUUCCCAAUAAAAAAAGGAAGAUCCUAUAUUAUUACUUUAGGGGAAGGAUCGAUUUGUGGCAAAUGUCCAAAAACUGGGUGGUUGGGUAGGGAUAGGCUAUGAUUAAAAUCCUUGAUUAUAAGAAUGGGGUACAAAAAGUGAAGUGGUCUAGAAUUUUUAUUCAUCCAGGAAAUGGUUUUGUAAUGAUGCUCUGAAAAUUUGAUUCAAAUUUGAAUCCAAGCUGUUCUUUUUCUCAAAUAAUUUGAAUACAUAAAUAUUUGUUUUGCUUGCCCUCUUUUUUUGAGGCAGUAUUUGGCCUGUAACUUACAACUGAAUUAUGGAAUUUAAAUACCAUUUCAUCUGAGUUUAUUCUUGGGGUUUUACUGUUCCUGGUUUUUUUUUGGGUGGGUGGGCGAGAGUGAAAACCACUAUUGUAUAAACAGAAUACAAAAAAGGUUUUUAAUAUUUUUGUACAUUUGUAAAUAAGUCUAAUUAUUUUUCCAUACAUUUUUAUGUGUCUAAAAUAUAAAAGUGAAUGUCUUGUUCAAAUAAAAUUGUU
Messenger RNA from Ornithorhynchus anatinus (platypus), 2050 nucleotides. It is a transcript of the gene FBXO5, whose product is annotated as F-box protein 5. Gene Ontology annotation, biological process: negative regulation of meiotic nuclear division; regulation of mitotic nuclear division. Lineage: Eukaryota; Metazoa; Chordata; Mammalia; Monotremata; Ornithorhynchidae. Gene Ontology annotation, cellular component: nucleus. The record is from RefSeq and is a predicted model, not a curated record. Bases 44 to 1264 code for a protein of 406 amino acids. Gene Ontology annotation, molecular function: protein binding. The transcript has 4 exons.